AUGUUGAGUGAGGGCAAAAACGCGUUUCGGGGCCCUGUAUCCGGGUCCCUCGAAGCCCCGGAGGUGACGUCACGGCGGGCGGAAGCUCGAGUUUCUUGCGCGGAAAAAAAAAAAAUGGCUGCGGCCAGCUUAGGGAGACUUUGCAGGAAGGUCUCUACUGCGCUGAAGGCUUCCAGGUCAUUCAUCAGUGCUCAGAGCCCCGCGGGCACGGGUUUUAGGUUUUGUCUUAGCCUCUUGACAAAGAAUCCAAGUGCCGCAUCUUUUCACCAGUGUCGAUUGCUUCAUACCACAUUGCCCAGGAAAGGACUGGAGGAAUUUUUUGAUGAUCCAAAGAAUUGGGGGGAAGAAAAAGUGAAAUCUGGUGCUGCUUGGACCUGCCAGCAGUUACGGAACAAAAGUAAUGAAGAUUUACAUAAGCUUUGGUACGUCCUGCUGAAGGAGAGGAACAUGCUCCUGACGCUGGAGCAGGAGGCCAAGCGGCAGAGGGUGCCCAUGCCCAGUCCGGAGCGGCUCGACAAGGUCAUAGAAUCCAUGGAAGCAUUAGAUAAAGUUGUCAAGGAAAGAGAAGAUGCCAUAAGACUUCUUCAGACAGGUCAAGAACAUGCUAGACCCGGUGCUUGGAGGAGAGACAUCUUUGGAAGAGUUAUCUGGCACAAGUUUAAGCAGUGGCCUAUACCUUGGUACCUAAAUAAAAAAUAUAAAAGGAAACGAUUCUUUUCAUUGCCUUACGUGGAUCGUUUUCUCAGACUGAAACUUGAGAAACAAAUGCGCACCAGAGCAAGGAAGACAAGUUUAGAGAAAAAGAAUCAAAAAUUUCUUCAGGAAAAGUUUCCUCUCUCUGGAGCCCAGAAGUCAAGUGCAGCCUAAGACGUCUGGACUCUUACUGCUUUGUUUUUCUUGGACAAUAGUUGAUGUACAAAAGCAAGUAUGUUUAGAAGCUUAUAAAGAAACUUUUUAGUUAAAUGAGAAAUUGUCAAUUCUUUUGAGCAUCGAUAUGGCAUGUUAACUCUAUAAGUGGUUGUUACUUUUACCAGACUUGGGGGAAAAAAAAAAUCACAUAAAAAAUCAGGAGCCAGAGCAACAGUACACCAAGGGGGAGAGGGGGGCAUUUGCCUUGCGCGCAGCCAAUAUGGGUUCGAUACCUGGCAGCCCGUAUGUCCCCCAUGUACCACUAGGAAUAAUUCCUCAGUGCAGAGCCAGGCGUGACCCCUGAGCACCACCGGAUGUGGUCCAAAAAGAAAAAAAAAUUCAGACUAAAUUGACCAUUUUCUGAAUACUGAUAACUGAGGAGGCUUCACUAUCACCUUUAUCUUAGAGUGGUAAAAUGAUGUCACUCCUAACAUAGACAGGUUUUGGGAUUCAGGUGGCAGUUUUACUACCAUUGUUAAUGAAAUAGAAAAAUAUGGAAACUAUUCCUAACAUAAAUGUUUGCGCUCAAAACAAUGAGAAAUAUAGGGUUUAAAGAAACAAGUUGUGGGUCCAGAGAGGUAGCUCAGUACGCACUGAGCCCGAAAGCACACAGGCACCCACGAGCAAUGCCAGAAACAAGUCUGAACGCAGAUGUGGAGACGCCCUGAGAACUGGGUGAGGCUCAAUGUUUUUGAUGACUUCAAGAACAUUCAAAUAACACAUAAUAGACCAAAAUAUAUUUCUGGAAUGGCUAGUAAUUUUUAUUUAAUUUUGCAAGCCUGAGGUAAAAAGCAUAGGCAAUAAGUUUUACUAGUUAAUAAAAAGCAAUUCUACCAAUCCACUGUUAAUUAAUAUACUAAACCAAGUUGAAAAGCAUUUUACUGAAAGUAAAAUAUUUAGAGAAAAUAGACAUUUAUACAAAAUUAUAAAAUGCUUGUAAUAAGUGCAUUCCAAAGAAAGCACAAACUGAUUUUUAAUUUAUAGAGCUAGGUAAAGCCUUAAAAAUUUUUAAGUGGUAAUUGAAAUAUGCAAAAAUGUAUAAACAUUCUACAAAAGAUGGUCUUUUUUUUCCUGAGUAUACUAAAGCUAUGAAACGUAAGGUGACACAGGAAGGGAGAGAUUUGGGAUCCUCAAGGGCAUUUUCUCUCGACACACUGCUUCCCUCCUUCUUCAUAUUCUUGUUUGGAAAUCCACAUCUGCUGAAAGGUACCC
Messenger RNA from Sorex araneus (European shrew), 2121 nucleotides. RefSeq names its product mitochondrial ribosomal protein L47 (gene MRPL47). The transcript is spliced from 7 exons. The coding region runs from base 1 to 867 and encodes 288 amino acids. Gene Ontology annotation, molecular function: structural constituent of ribosome. Gene Ontology annotation, cellular component: mitochondrial large ribosomal subunit; mitochondrial ribosome. The record is from RefSeq and is a predicted model, not a curated record. Gene Ontology annotation, biological process: mitochondrial translation. NCBI's taxonomy places the organism in Eukaryota, Metazoa, Chordata, Mammalia, Eulipotyphla, Soricidae.